Acanthisitta chloris (rifleman) is the source of this 240-nucleotide messenger RNA. It is a transcript of the gene SLIRP, whose product is annotated as SRA stem-loop interacting RNA binding protein. Lineage: Eukaryota; Metazoa; Chordata; Aves; Passeriformes; Acanthisittidae. The transcript is spliced from 4 exons. The annotation marks the transcript as partial. The record is from RefSeq and is a predicted model, not a curated record. Gene Ontology annotation, molecular function: RNA binding.
ACGGUGUCGAGCAAGGAGCUGAAGGAGUAUUUCUCGCAGUUCGGUGUGGUGCAGAGGUGCCAGCUGCCGUUCGACAGAGACACAGGAUUCCACAGACGCUAUUGCUGGAUUAAAUUCUCAACUCCACAGGAUGUUCAGAAUGUGUUACAGAAGGAAUCCCACAUACUUGAAGGCUCCAAGCUGAUUCUCAAGCAGCAGGUCCGCAGGAGACGCAGUCAAAGGAGGAGUCAGAGUGAGUGA